AUGGCCUCGCGAGGAGACAAAGGAAAUGGAAAUGGCGAAGAGCAGAUCGUAGAGACAUUAGCAGAGGUGUUUCGUUGCUUCAUCUGCAUGGAGAAACUGGUCGAUGCUCAUCUCUGCCCACACUGCUCGAAGUUGUGUUGCUAUGCCUGCGUGCGAAGAUGGUUGACAGAGCAGAGGUCGCAGUGCCCGCACUGUCGUGCUGCCUUACACCUUCAUGAACUCGUCAACUGUCGCUGGGUCGAGGAGGUCACCCAACAGAUUGAGACCAUGCAACAGAGCAACUCUGCCAGUCAGAGAGAGAGUUUCAGAGAUAGGUGUCCAACCCAUCAAGAGAAGUUGACUGUCUACUGUUGGACUUGUCGUCGGUGCAUUUGCCACCAAUGUGCUCUGUGGGGCGGCACCCACUCUGGACACACCUUCAAGCCACUGGAAGAAGUGUAUGAACAACACGUAACCCAGAUACGCGAUGAAGUGUCUCAGCUGAGACGUAGACUAAUGGAGUUGAUCAGUCUGGUGCAGGAUGUGGAACGUAAUGUAGAAUCAGUCCGUGCUGCUAAAGACGAGCGUGUGCGCGAAAUUAGAAACGCAGUCGAGUUAAUGAUAUCACGCCUUGACUCUGCUCUAAAAGCUAAGCUGCUCACACUUAUGGGGCAGAAGAACAGCCUCACGCAAGAGACCGAGCAGCUGGAACAUCUUUUGCAAGAGAUUGAACAUCAAUUGCAUUCGAGUACAAGAUCUGAACUUAUAGCCAAAAGCAGUGAAAUAUCGAAGAUGAUUCAUCAAGUACGCAAGAAGCCUAUGGCCAGUUUCGUGACUGCGCCAGUACCGGCCGAUUUCCACAGCGAAAUUGUCCCGAGCUACGACAGCAGCACGUUUCCACUCACGAAUUUUACGCAACUGCAACAUGCGGCCGCGCCGGUCUACUCAGCGCCUCUGCAUGUCAACGGUCUGUGUUGGCGUCUCAAAGUAUACCCGGAUGGCAAUGGAGUAGUCAGGGGCAACUACUUGUCCGUCUUCUUGGAGUUAAGUGCCGGCCUCCCUGAGACCUCCAAAUACGAGUAUCGCGUGGAGAUGCUGCACCAGGUGUCCCGUGAUCCCUCUAAGAACAUAGUACGCUAUCUGGACCCGGAGACGGACACACUCAUUCUGAGGUUCCAAGUCCGUCCACCAACGUUCUAUCAACGGUGUCGCGAUCAACAAUGGUACAUCAAUCAACUGAUAACGAUGCAAAAUCAACAUAUUUUGCAGAUCAAUGACCUUAAAGAGCGUUUAUCUCUAGAAAUGUCUCGCAACUCGAUCGCCGCGACUCGCGCUCAGAACGGCUCUAACACGUCCCAGUCGAACGCCAGCAGUGACGUCGCGGACAACCCGGCGCAAAACAAUCCCGUCGACGGUAACAGCCUGAGCGAUUCCAUCGUGUUCGGCAACCAGUGGAAGUUCAACGGGCCACAUAACAUCAUGAGCGGACAGAGGCUCACUAGUCCAGGUAUCUUAAACACCGCUAUGUUCGUGGAAGAGUCUCGCAACAACGACGUAUCGAGUGUUGGCGUUUUCGGGUACGGCGACUACCCGCCGCUCGACCGGCGCGUCGCCGCACACGCGCCGCACGCUACACACGCGCUAGACGCGGGCUACAACCUGCCCUCUACAUCACGUUCUGCAAAUUCCCUACACGUAACGGGCGCGGACAAUAUGGCUCUAGUUAGCCUUCACACACUGCUGAGCGCUGCUAACGCGCCCAGCCGCGUGCCGAGCAAGCUCGCCAACAAACAGCCACGCCCCGACAAACAACACGUACCUGCCAAGGAGUCCGCAUUGGCCGCUGUAUCAAGCACCCCGGUGACGGAGGUGGGCGGGUGCGCGGCGAGCGUGGUGCUGUGCUCGUCGAUGUCGUCGCCGGAGCUGAACGGCGGCGCCAAGCACGAGGCGGGCGGCGACCAGCCCGCGCACCAGCUGCACGCCGCCUCCGAGUCCAGCAGCGACACUGGCGACCUAAUGUUCAGCGAGCUGGAAGUCUUUGCGGAUGAGAACAACCCUAGUCACGUGGACGAGAAUUCAAAUGAAGAGAAUGAUGUUGAUGAUGAAACCAUGUCAGGCGAGAACGACAUCGAGGCGGCUCGCGCACUCAGCGCGGAGAGCGCGGGCGGCAGCGGCGCCGACAUCCUGCGGCGCCUGGUGUGCGCCGUGGCUACGCGCGGGGUGACGCCGGCCGGCACCGACGGCUCCGCGCCGCCCUCGCACGCGCCGCACCGCCACGACCUCGACCCGCAGCUGUCCACGGCCGCGCACACCGACAUGCUGUUGCUCAACCUCAUGCGCAUGAACGGACUCACGCCCAAACACUCUCGACACGGCGGUAAGCGGCAGUGGAACAGGCAGUCGGGCAGUCCGCAAAGCUCGGUGUUCGGCGGACGACGCAACUCGGCGGGCGCAGCAGGCGCGGCGGGUGCGGGCCGCCGCCCUCCCGGCGCCGCCAGCUCCGCCACGCGCUCGCGCCGCCUGCCGCAGGCGCCGCACUCGCACUCGUCGCACUCGCACCCGCACUCGCACGCGCCGCUCUCGCCGGGACAACUCGCUCGAGGGUCCGACCACUCGCACUCACCGGGCCUGGGCGCGACCCCGCCGGGCACGCCGGAGCUGCACGACUACUGGCCCUCCGUGGCGUCCGACAGCGACGACGUCGACGUCGUGCUCGAUUACAACGUAAAUAACGAUGUUACGCUUAAUGACACGCUAUUCGACAUGCUGCUGAACAGCCUGUCCAUCGACAGUCCCGGCAGCCCGGGCGGGGCCGGGGCGGGCGGGGCCGGGCGGGCCGCCACGCCGCCCGUGGCGCCCUGGAGCCCGGCCCCGGCGGAGCGCGGCGAGCGCGCGGAUUGA
Arctia plantaginis is the source of this 2880-nucleotide messenger RNA. The record is from the annotation of a GenBank genome assembly. NCBI's taxonomy places the organism in Eukaryota, Metazoa, Arthropoda, Insecta, Lepidoptera, Erebidae.